Messenger RNA from Malassezia globosa CBS 7966, 1269 nucleotides. RefSeq lists its product as uncharacterized. The coding region runs from base 1 to 1269 and encodes 422 amino acids. The record is from RefSeq and is a predicted model, not a curated record. Gene Ontology annotation, biological process: mRNA splicing, via spliceosome. NCBI's taxonomy places the organism in Eukaryota, Fungi, Basidiomycota, Malasseziomycetes, Malasseziales, Malasseziaceae. The transcript has a single exon. Gene Ontology annotation, cellular component: U2-type spliceosomal complex.
AUGGGUGCAGGCGACUUGAACGUAAAAAAGUCAUGGCAUCCACGACUGCAGAAAAACCAAGAGAAAGUAUGGCUCCAUGAGCAAGAAGCAGCAGCCGAGAAUAAGAAGCUCGAAGAGCUCCGUAAGGAGCGUGAGCAGGAGCGGCAAAUGCAAGAAUUGCAACGGAUCCAUGAAGCGGCCGGAGGCAAACGGCGUCCUGAGCGUGUCGAGUGGAUGUACGCUACGCCAGCGACAAGCAGUGGACCAUCGGAAGCUGAGUUGGAAGAGUACCUACUGGGAAAAAAGCGUGUCGACAAGCUGCUUCAGGGGAACGAGACAGCACGACUUUCGAGGACGUCAGAUCCUUCCGCCCAAGAGAGUUCCGACGUGAGCUCUGCGCGUGAUCUGGCCCAAAAAAUCAGGGAAGAUCCACUAUUUGCCAUCAAAAAACAAGAGCAGGCUAUGCAGGAAAUGCUCAUGAAGGACCCGACGCGUCUUCGACAAAUGCGUGCGCGCCUUGGCCUGCCAGAUGACGAGCCUCGACACAACCAUCAUAGCCACGAAGAGAGAUCUCGCCACCGGCACCGACAUGAGCGCAGAUCGCAUCAUGGGCGCGUAUCUCGCUCACAUGCAAGACGUGAUGAUGGCGUCGGUGAGAGAGAGUACUGUGAAGGCCGACACAGACGACAUCGCGAGCACUCACGAAGAUAUGAUGAAGGUGACAGGCGCAAGGAUGACCGCUACCGGGAUGCUCGAAACGAGGAUCGACACGCUCAUGACUAUGAUCGCAAUAAGCGACACAAUGACGACCACUACCGCCACCGGCAUGUUCGUGAAGAUGGUCGUUAUCCAGCACACGAUCGACACUCAUGGCAGGACGAACGUGGUCGCCGUCCCAACUGGGAGGAACGAAAUGAGCGCCACUCACAUGAUACCCUUUCACGCCAACGGUCACGAUCGCCUGAUGAUCGUCAGCGUGUUGUCGACGCACAAGAGCGAGAAGCAAAACUUGCGGCUAUGAUGCAAGACGCCAAGACGAUGGACGCAAAUCGAGACGCGAUGAUUCGACAUGUGUCCGAACAAGAGAAUCGUGAACACCAAGAAGAAGAGAAGCGACGCGAUUUAGCGCAUGACAAGACUCAGUGGAGAAAAGGCGGUGGUACAGGGCGCGCAUCGUUCCUAAUAGAUCAGCAGCGCAACUUGUGGGGCGAAUCCAGUGGUGGCAUGGACUUAGAAGAACGGCUUCGUCGUAGUCGACACGCGCUUCAGCCCGUAGGCGAUGACGGAUAA